AUGGCACCGUCCAGAGCAGAGCCUCUGUCUGUCCUUAAUUCGACGCUCGCAGAAGUCCUUGUACAAACGGGCAAGGCUCUCAAGGUCAGCGCUAGAGAUGACCAAGGCAGCGUCUCUGGUGCGAGCGGCGCGAUUCGUCACCGAUCCCAAGAAGCCCUCAGGGCUUACCACUUUGCCCUUGACGAGCUUGAAGGCGAGAUUCUUCAAGCGAAAGCCGCCCUCCUGCGCGAUCUCGCCAAAUUACAAGCUGCACGCGCCCCUCCUCCAUCGCUCACACCUCCGCCAGAGCCUCAACGAGCACCAGCUCAGCAGGUGAAGCACGAGCCAGCUACUGCCGUCGCUGUGAUGGAGGCUCCCAUGCUUGAACUGCCUUCCACAGCAGCACAUACCAUCGCUCACCAGCCGUUCGCCAUGGAACCAGCGAGCAAUCCUGUGGCUCCGUUCCCAGACAUGGGGUCGGAUAUGUCGUCCGGCAUCCUGACUUUGACAGACAAGGGGACCAAGUCUGCACAGAGAUUACCCACGGCUGCAGUGCAAAGCAGCUCAGUUGCUACACCCCCACUCAAAUCCGAGGCCGCCGUCUCGCCAAAUACUGUUGUUGGCACACAGCUCGCUGCAGACAACACGGCACACCCGACAAGCUUGCCAACAAACUCCAAAGCAGCUGUUGCUGCGAACGGAGAUGUACAGGUCCCUCAUCUGCUCGAUAUAUCAGCUGAUGGCACCGUCGGAGGCCACGGCGGCAGCAAUGAUGCCCCCGAGUUCACGAAUAUGCAGUUUUCACUCGACACGUCGGCUGCAGGCUUGCAAAACGCACCUCCUGCGCCCAUGCCAGCCUUCGACAUGGCUAGUUUUGCCACUAAUGAGCCACCUGGAGACUUUUCGAAUGAAGUGAACUUUGAACCAAUGGGCAACGAGAUAGGCAUGAACAUUCCCACAACCAUGACUAAAGAAUCGCAGAACGAGACCAGAAAUCUGGAAGACGUGUUCGAUCUUGACGGAGGGGCGGACAGCAUGGAUCUUGACUUGGAUCUGGGCAACGGCACAGUUAAUGACAGUACAUUCGAUGACCUGUUUCUUGAUACGGGCGACAAUACUGGCAUGGGUCAGUUUGAUAACGCCUUUUUCGGGCUCGAUUAA
Microdochium trichocladiopsis is the source of this 1140-nucleotide messenger RNA. RefSeq lists its product as uncharacterized. Bases 1 to 1140 code for a protein of 379 amino acids. The record is from RefSeq and is a predicted model, not a curated record. Lineage: Eukaryota; Fungi; Ascomycota; Sordariomycetes; Xylariales; Microdochiaceae. The transcript has 3 exons.